Messenger RNA from Cajanus cajan (pigeon pea), 2279 nucleotides. RefSeq names its product putative serine/threonine-protein kinase PBL23. The record is from RefSeq and is a predicted model, not a curated record. Gene Ontology annotation, biological process: protein autophosphorylation. Gene Ontology annotation, cellular component: plasmodesma; plasma membrane. Lineage: Eukaryota; Viridiplantae; Streptophyta; Magnoliopsida; Fabales; Fabaceae. Gene Ontology annotation, molecular function: transmembrane receptor protein tyrosine kinase activity; ATP binding.
CCUUAAUGAGAGUUUGCUUUUGUUGUGUUGUCUGCAUACAUUAACAAGGUGUACGAUUGUCAUUGUUCUUGUUUUAACCUUAUGUAAUGACUCCUGGUUUGUUGCAAGAAGCAUCCAUGACUAUGGGCAACCUCAAAACCAACAGCAUGACCUCUUUCCUUAUCCUACUAUCCCUCCAACACAUCACCUCCUACACUCCACCAGAUAAUUUCGCCAUCAACUGCGGUUCCACCAUCUCACAAACUUCCCCAGAUAAUCGCAACUGGACCGCAGACACCACACCACUCUCAAUAACCCUUCAACGCUUCAACCACCCUUCACUCAACAACACACUCAUCCCUUUCACCACCUCGCUCUUCUCACGCUCCCAAUUCUCCUACACCUUCCCCCUCACCCAAGGCCCAAAGCUUCUCCGCCUUUACUUUUACCCUACUUCAUACCCCGCCUUCCCUCGCCAUUACUCUCUCUUCUCCGUCAAAGCCAACCACCACACCCUCCUCAACCAUUUCAACGCUUCACUCCAUGCAGACAAUCAUGCUUACCCCUCACCAACAUUCACAACACAACAUUACAUCAACGUGGAACCCAACCACCGUUUAAACAUAACCUUCAUUCCUAGCUCCACCGCUCAUCCCAAAGCCUACGCCUUCAUCAACGCCAUCGAGGUUUUAUCCAUCCCAAACCAUCUUUAUCAAACACUCACCAGUGCUACUUUCAAGACAGUGCACAGAAUCAACCUAGGAGUCAACAAAAACCACCUGGGAAGUACUUCCAAGCCCUCACAACCUCCUACACCACCCAAAACAGCAAAGAAAAACAAUAUUCAAAUUCCAAUAAUAGCCUCUGUCGUGGCUGCGUCGUUACUCGUGUUAUCAUUCAUCGGAUUCAUAAUCUUCCGAUGUGUAAGAAGAAGAGUUGGUAUCGCGAGAGAUGGGAACCCGGGUUCUUCAAGCACGCGCUGCCGCGAGUUCUCUUUGGCGGAGAUAAGAGCCGCGACGAGCAACUUCGACGAGGGUUUGAUCGUGGGAAAAGGAGGGUUCGGGAACGUGUACAAAGGAAACCUAAACACGUGCGAGAAGCCCGUGGCGAUAAAGCGUCUGAAACCGGGUUCGGAGCAGGGCGCGCACGAGUUCGAAACCGAGAUCAAGAUGCUGUCGCGGUUUCGCCACGCCAACUUGGUGUCCCUCAUCGGUUUCUGCAACGACGGCGGCGAAAUGAUCCUGGUGUACGACUUCAUGACGCGUGGGACCCUCCGCGAUCACCUCUACGGCUCCUCCGGCGGGCUGUCGUGGGAGCGGCGGCUGAAGAUCUGCGUGGAGGCGGCGCGUGGGCUGCAGUUCCUCCACGGCGGCGUGGACAAGCAGAGCGUGAUCCACCGCGACGUGAAGAGCACGAACAUUUUACUUGACGAGGAUUGGGUGGCGAAGGUGUCGGAUUUCGGGUUAUCGAAGGUGGGGCCGAACGCGUCGCACGUGACGACGGACGUGAAGGGUAGCUUCGGGUAUUUGGAUCCCGAGUACUACAUGAGUCUCUGGCUGACUCAGAAGUCUGACGUGUACUCCUUCGGCGUGGUUUUGCUUGAGGUGUUGUGUGCGAGGGCCCCCAUCGAGAGUACCGUGGACAAGCACCAGGGGUUCUUGGUGGCGUGGGUUAGAAGGUGCUAUCAUGAUGGGAAUGUUCAUCAGACGGUGGAUCCCGCUCUCAAGGGGGCCAUUAGUCCCAAGUGUUUGAAGAAGUUUGUGGGGAUUGCGUUGAGUUGUUUGAACGAUCAUGGCAAGGAACGGCCCUUGAUGAAGGACGUGGUCAAGGGGUUGGAGCAUGCGUUGACUUUGCAACGCUGUUAUUCUCAUGGUCGAGGUGGGGCCCUUAAGGAGAAGAGUGAGGAAGUAGCAAUUGACUUGACCAAAAUUCAUUAUGGUAAAAUGGACGAGAGAUUUGGUGAAGUCAUGCACGCGUCUAGCAGCGGCAAGCCUACCACGAAUUGCAGUGAGGAGGAGCAAGCUUUGGUGCAUGAGGUGUUCCAAACAGCACGGUAAUUAAUGUAAUUCUCCAUGUUGUCACAAUAAUUGAAUUUUAGACAUUAAUGUUCUCGUACUAGGUUAUGAAAUAGAGUACUGUACUAGGUUAUGGUGUGAAUUUUGGAGGAGGAUUCAUCCAAAGACUGUCGAUCAUGGUGCUUAAUUUAUUGUAAAGUAUUUUAAAGGUGAAAGUGGGGCAACGAUGAUACCUUGAUUUCUACGUAUUAAAAUGCUACCGAUCAAAAGAAAUACUAGCGAUUA